Messenger RNA from Chlorella variabilis, 2454 nucleotides. RefSeq lists its product as hypothetical. The record is from RefSeq and is a predicted model, not a curated record. The coding region runs from base 115 to 2454 and encodes 779 amino acids. The transcript has 17 exons. Gene Ontology annotation, cellular component: endoplasmic reticulum lumen. Lineage: Eukaryota; Viridiplantae; Chlorophyta; Trebouxiophyceae; Chlorellales; Chlorellaceae. Gene Ontology annotation, biological process: retrograde protein transport, ER to cytosol; endoplasmic reticulum unfolded protein response.
GCGACGCCGUGCCGCUUUCAUGGCGGCACCGGAAGGCGGGCAGCACUGCCUCCCGUCCAAGUCUGCCUCUUGCUCUGCCUCUCCUGCGAACGUCAGAUUACACCAGGGACGUGCAUGGACAGGAUGUCUUUGCAUUCCGCCCACUCGCUCAGGAGGUCCGCAACACCCACAGCAUACGUAGAGAAGCUCUCCGGGCGGCAGGCAGACGAUCGGGAGGGGAUGGCCUCCGCCAGAUGGGUGACGCUGGCGCUGCUGCUGACCCUGCUGCUGCCCAGCACUCGCGGCCUGCAGUACCAGCACGACGAGCUGCUGUGGACCAAGCAGAACUGGCAGGACUACACGCUUCACUUCCCCUGGUCGGCGGCGCUCAAGCAGCGGGACGCCGAGAGCACGCGCCAGCUGCAGGGCCCUCUGGAGGGCUUCUCCUCCAACUCCCUCAACGGCCCUCUGCUGGACGCAGAGGAAAUCGCCAGGCGGGUGGCGGAGGAUGCCAGCAGGCAAGGCCAGCUGCGGGACCAAGGAGGGCCGGUGCUGCAGCAGAGCAGCCUCGACGUGUCUCUGCUGGACGAAGAGGCCAACCUGGAUGCGGCGGCUGGCGUGGCGCAGUGCAAGGUGUGCGGCGUGCUGGUGCAGCUGCUGUGGGAGGGUCUGACGCGGUGGGUCACCCGGCACCACCAGGUGCCCAACAGGAAGCACAUUGCAGCCUAUGCCGAGGAGCUCUGUGAGAUUGAGGUCACCAACGAGCUGCUCAAGGGCUGGGUGCUGCUGCGGGCGCGGGUGCAGCAGGGGGAGGGGCUGCCCUUUGCCCUGGAGGGGCAGACCCAGGAGUUUUACAUGCUCAGCCAGCGAGCCAAGCAGCACGCCACCCCUUCCGAGAUACAGGCGGUACGCAAGGCCUGCCUGAAGCUGCUGAAGGAGGAUGAGGCGGGCAAGGAGAAGCCGCAGGUGCUGCACCAGGCCAGCACGCUGGUACACAAGUACUACCAGCUGAUGGUACAGGCAACCAACCGCUGGGCCGACGCCAAGCAGCGGCCAGAGGCGGUGGAGGCGGUGGAUGACGGUCCCCGGGCGCAGCGCAAGUGCUUCGACCGCCACCCGCAGUGCGUCCUGUGGCGGGAAAAGGGCGAGUGCGAGGGCAACCCAAAAUACAUGCUGGGAGACGAGGGCGCCAACAACGGCUGGUGCCGCGCCGCCUGCGGCCACUGCCCCGAGGAGGAGGAGGACCAGGAGAUGAGGCCCGUGGAUGUAGAGUACAUCAGGGGCGCGCAGGCCGACCUGCUGGCCGUGUUCCAGGCCAAGGCCUGCGUGUCUGCCGCGCCCUGCAAGUGGGCGGCGGGCGAGGGCAUGCAGCAGCUGCUGGCCAGCGCCAGAGCGGGGGCGGACAGAGGGGCGGCAGAGCUGAUGGAAUCUGCGGAGUUCAUCGGCGGCCCCGUGAUGAGCAGGCAGCAGCAGCUGGAGGCGUCGAUCGACCAGACGAGGCUGAAGGAGAGCAAGCCCAUGCUGGUGCGGGAACUCAACGACGCCGUUGUGCCUGACCGGGGCAGGCCGCGGCGCAGCACACAGCCGCCCGAGCACUUCCUGACUGAGUCGGGCACCGUGCUGUGGCAGGAGCUGGGCGCCAAGUGCGUCUAUGUCUCCACGGGCUGGUGGAUGUACGAGAUCUGCUACAUGCACCACAUCACACAGUUCCACAUGACCGACAAGCACGACAUCGACUGGACCAUCUCUCUGGGCGCUUACGAGCCCGGCUCCGCCAACUGGACCCUCACCAACACCUCCCUGUCGGGCCUCUACCCACACUUCACCAAGGCGAGGCCCCGCGCAGCGCCCGCGCUGCAGCGUGCCUCCCCGCCUUCCCUUGCCGCUCCUGCUGCCAUCGCCACCACCCAGGCGUCCACCCGGCACCCCACACCACCAACUUUCCAGCCAGCUCUGGGCCCCAGCCUGGCACCUGAUUGGCUGUCCCGCCACCCCGCUGGUGCCGCACCGCAGGUGCCGUAUGCCUCCCAGACCUACAACAGCGGCAACCACUGUGACCUAGACCCAGAUGAGAGUGGCAAGCAGCGGUCGGUGCUGCGCAGCUCCGAGCUGCGCCUCAUGUGCAGCCCCGACGCCGACAUGCACAUCAUCGUGGUGGAGCCGCAGCAGUGCAGCUACGUGGUAGAGCUGUACGUGCCAGAGCUCUGCGCGCUGCCGGGAUUCCAGGUGGUGCUCCCCGACACGCUGGGCAGCCACAUCGGCUUUGCCACCAAGCCGCGGACGAGCGCCAAGGGCGCCAGGGGCGUCGCCAGCGCCGUUGCUGGCGGCGACGGCGAGGUCGAGGAGGAGGAGGGGGAGGAAGGGCUGGACCCAGUGUAUGCGCUGCCAGAGACGGAUGAGGACGAGUAUGCAGAUCCGGAUGACGAGGAGGAGGGGCAGCAGCAGGCCAAUGCGACGGCACACGAUGAGCUGUAG